Onthophagus taurus is the source of this 2801-nucleotide messenger RNA. The record is from RefSeq and is a predicted model, not a curated record. NCBI's taxonomy places the organism in Eukaryota, Metazoa, Arthropoda, Insecta, Coleoptera, Scarabaeidae.
AUAAAUUCUUUUAUAAAAUUUACCUAUUAAUUAUUAAUUUGUUUUUCAGGAUGUGGUGGUUACUGUGGAUGCUUUGGUGGUGUGGCACCUCAGCAGUUCCAGCCCCCGGGCCAGAUCCUUGGAAAUGUCCCGAAAUUUCACAUCCGCCUAUUGUAGAAUGCAGUUGCGACAUGCCCCACACUUUACGGUGUACAGGAGAUAGCACCGCUAUGGAAAUAAUUGGAAGAAGAUUAAAAGAUUUAGAUACCGCUUACGUUUCCUUAUUAGAUUGUACAGUACAAAACUUUACGAAAUUGCCAGGUCUUCUAUUAAAAGGAGUCGCCUUGCAUGGUCUAGUCAUUUCAUCUGGUGAAAUAUCAGAAAUUCAUCGUUCGGCAUUUGAAGGUCUUUCAGCGCCGCUUCAAGCAUUAGGUUUACCCAAUAAUCAAUUAACAACCGUACCAACGGAAGCGUUAAAAUCACUACCGGAAUUGGAUCGACUUGAUUUAUCUGGAAAUCGACUUCGUGUGUUAUCGGAAACGUCAUUCUACGGGUUAAAAAAUCUUUCGUUCAUCGAACUUAGCAAUAACAUAAUAUGGAAAAUACAUCCAGAUUGUUUUAAUAAACGUUUUUUACCGCAAUUAAGAACGUUGCGAUUACGAAAUAACAAAUUGAAUAUAACAUCGAUUUCGUAUUUAUCGUCGUUUGAAAUUUUGGAGGAAUUAGAUUUGUCCAAUAAUAAUUUAAUUGGACCGCUUAAAUUGGACACAUUUCCCAACAUGGAUUUAAUACGUGAUUUACAAUUAUCACAUAAUAGUUUUAGUAGCAUAAAAAUGGGAGCUUUAAAAAAAUUUUAUAACUUAAAAAUUUUAUCCUUACAUCAUAAUCAAAUUGAUGUUUUAGAAGAUCACGCUUUCGUUAAUUUAACGAAUUUAACAAAUCUAGACUUAGCACAUAAUCGAAUUGUAGCCGUUUCCGGAGCUUCAUUAGCACAUUUAACAAAUUUAAUCGAUUUAGAUUUACGACAUAAUUUUUUAAGAGCUUUAACGGCUGAUGUAAUUAUCCCAUUAAGACGAUUGGAAACGUUAAAACUUGAUGAAAACGAUAUUUCAAUAAUCGCAAGCGAUGCGUUACGCGCAACAACAGUUUUAAAACGAUUAUCAUUAUCCGAUAAUCCAUUAAACUGCGAUUGUAGUUUGGUCGAGUUCGCUGCGUGGCUAUCAAAUUCAACGUUAAAACAAGAAGAUAAAGAAAGCGCAAUUUGUACAACUCCUCCUUCAUUAGAAAACGCGUUAUUAAUUGAUAUUAAUUUAAAAGAUUUAUUAUGCGGCGAAGAAGAAGAGAAUCAAAGUCCGAUUAAAAUAAAAAUUAAUCUCGAAAAUUACAUAUUUAAUGGCGAAGAAAUUUUUUUGCAAUGGUUUAUUGAGGAAAAAGCAGCCCCUUAUUCGUGUGACGCAAUUUUUGUUUACGAAGAUGAAGGUGACAACGAAGUAUUAUUAGAAUCAAACGAUUUAAAAUGUAACUCAACGAAUAUGUUAGAUUCGAGAUUUUUAAAUGUUACAGUUCCAAAUGUAAAAAAUUUAAUUCAAAAUCAUAAAUAUCGUUAUUGUGUUGUUUUAAUUGGAUCACCCCAAAAUACCGAUGAGUUAUCAUUAAUUUUGGGUUGCUCCGAAAUAAUUCCUUUAAUUAAAAACGUCAAUGUAAAUCCAACCUUGCAUCAAGAACUUUACAAAAAUCAACACAUAUCACCGAAAGUGAUUGGAAUCGACGCUAAUUUUACAUCAAUUGGAAAUUUGGCUAUAAACGUCAAUAUACAACCAAUUAAAAAUCAAAAACAAUGCGAAUUAAACAUCGUAAUUUUCGAAUUAGAUGAUUUUAAUGUUUUAUUUCAACAUAAAAUAAAUUGUAGUAGCCCGAAAUAUACUUUUUCGGGUCUACAAGAUAAUUCUUAUAAAAUUUGCGUUAAUAUCAUAUAUAAUUCAUCACCUUCAUUGUUUAUCGAACGAUUAAAUCAACAAAAUAAACAAAAACAGAGUUGUGUGACAGUUUUUAAAGAAGAAAUUAAAAACAGGAAGAUUUCAACUUUAGACGUUGCUUUUGUGACUUCAUUUUUAGUUUUAACGUUUACUGUUUUGGUGAUAAUUUGGGCGGUAAGAAAAAUAUUAUUGCGACCGAAAUUGCAUCAUCAUCAUCAUCACCAAACGCAUCAUCAAUGUUUUUUACCACCGCCCGAUUUGGAUGAACAGCAAAGGCAGCACAAUCGAUACGUUAAACUUCAAGCGACAACAAAACUGUAAAACGAAUUUAAAGAAAAAUGAAAUUAAUGAGUGUAAAGAAACUUAGUGAUGUCUUUUAUGGAUUUUAUGGUGAACUUUGAACUUAUUUUUGAUUGUUUUUUUUUAUAAUUAUUAAAUUUGUGCCAUAUACGCGAAUUUAUCUGUUUUUUCGAAUUUUAUUGUUUUUUAAAAAUGUUUUUAUGAUUGUAAAUUAUGUAAUAUAAAAUUUUUUAAUGCUGACUAACUUUAAUAACUUAUAAUUUAACUUUUUAUUGCGAGAUAUGACAUGAAUGUGGAUGUCAUGUUCACGUUCGUUUUCGAUUUCGCGGAAUUAUAUCAUGUAUUAACAGAAGAAAUGCUGAUAGUCUGUGUGGUUUAUUAUGAAUAAAUAUUUUUUCUUGUAUAUAUUAGUUUUUUAAGAUGCAUAUUGUAUCUAAAACUUAAAUUUUAAAUAACGGUGCUAACUUCAAAUUCAAAAUUGCGUCUUUUUUAACAACAUCAAUCACACACAAAUUAAUCCAGUCAAAUAAACACUGAAAUUAAUGA